Molecule: messenger RNA, 2822 nt
Organism: Xenopus laevis (African clawed frog)
Lineage: Eukaryota; Metazoa; Chordata; Amphibia; Anura; Pipidae
Gene: pou3f4.L
Product: POU class 3 homeobox 4 L homeolog
Biological process (GO): regulation of transcription by RNA polymerase II; brain development; regulation of DNA-templated transcription
Cellular component (GO): nucleus
Molecular function (GO): DNA-binding transcription factor activity, RNA polymerase II-specific; RNA polymerase II cis-regulatory region sequence-specific DNA binding; DNA binding
Source: RefSeq, marked provisional
GGUAGGGGAUCCGCAGCAGCAAGCAUGGCCACGGCUGCCUCUAAUCCCUACAGCAUUCUCAGCUCCAGCUCCCUGGUCCAUGCAGACUCUGCGGUCAUGCAGCAAGGGAGCCCUUUCAGGAAUCCGCAAAAACUACUCCAAAGUGACUACCUGCAGGGAGUUCCCUGCAACGGGCAUCCUCUCGGGCACCACUGGGUGACCAGUCUAAGUGAUGCCAAUCCCUGGUCUAGCAGCCUAGCCAGCAGCCCAUUGGACCAACAGGAUAUUAAGCCUGGCAGAGAGGACCUUCAGCUAGGGGCCAUCAUCCACCACAGGUCACCCCAUGUCAACCAUCACUCGCCCCAUACCAAUCACCCAAACGCCUGGGGGGCCAGUCCGGCUCACAACUCCUCACUAACCUCCAGUGGGCAACCUAUCAAUAUCUACUCCCAGCCCAGCUUUACUGUCAGUGGCAUGUUGGACCAUGGGGAGCUGACACCACCCCUGCCAGCAGGCACCACGCAGAGCCUGCACCCUGUGCUAAGGGAACCCAACGACCACGUGGACCUGGGCUCCCAUCACUGCCAGGACCACUCGGACGAGGAGACCCCAACAUCAGAUGAGCUGGAACAGUUUGCUAAGCAGUUCAAACAAAGGCGGAUCAAGCUGGGCUUCACCCAGGCAGAUGUUGGCUUGGCACUGGGGACCCUCUAUGGCAAUGUUUUCUCCCAAACCACCAUCUGCAGGUUUGAAGCCUUGCAGCUCAGUUUUAAGAACAUGUGCAAACUUAAACCUCUUCUAAACAAGUGGCUGGAAGAGGCAGACUCUUCCACAGGUAACCCUACUAGCAUUGAUAAAAUAGCAGCCCAGGGUAGGAAAAGGAAGAAGAGGACCUCUAUUGAGGUGAGUGUCAAAGGAGUGUUGGAAACCCAUUUCCUCAAGUGUCCCAAACCCGCAGCUCUGGAGAUUACCUCCUUGGCAGACAGCCUGCAACUAGAGAAAGAAGUGGUCCGGGUCUGGUUUUGUAACAGAAGGCAAAAAGAGAAAAGAAUGACUCCUCCAGGAGACCCUCAGCAACACGAAGUCUACUCUCACAGUGUGAAAACAGACACCUCCUGCAAUGAGCUAUGACUGAGCCAGGGCUCACACAAAUCAGGACUGAAGGAGACUGGAUUUUUAAAGGGUUUCUAACUUAUAUUUUGGCGGAACUAAAUACAAAAUGUGACUUAGGAGCUAAACGUUCAAACAAAAAAAAAAAUAUCCUGGGCAAUAUAUAACUGACAAUACAUGCUGUUUACUCUAAACAAGGUUCGUUCUUUUUGGUGCCCUACCAGAAAGGAGACAUGCGUGCCUCUGAUUAACCUCCCAGCGCCUUGGUUCCAUCAGCUAAAUUUCAGGUGAUUUUGUUUCACAAUAGAGUAGAUUUAUUUGCAUAUGGAGAUUAUCUGGGAUUUUUUUUUUAAUGUCUAAGGUGUUUUACUACAACCUGUACACAAUAUUUGUGACAAAAAUACUUUGUGUUUCUCCAGUCAGCCCCUAUGGAUAAUCAUCCUAUCUUCAUUUCAUUUCCUUUUAUUUUUUUUGCAGUGUUAGAAGGUGUACACGGAUAUAUCUGUAACUAGUAACCAGAGCCAUGGAGCAUAUCCUCAUUAUAUUCAUAUAAAUCCUUAUUUAACCAACUGGUGGAUAUAAUUAUUUCUGCAUGCCAUUUAUUAGACCGUUACUUUAAGACUUGGUUUUCCAGUCUUACCACAUAACAUUAUGCAUUUAUAUAUGUCUUUUUUUUUUUCCUCUUGCUUUUUCCUCUGCUUUUAAGCUUUUGAUAAACUGGCACUUUCCAAAAAAACAAAAACAAAAAAGGAUAGACAAUAGACAAAGAAACAUGCAGAUGGCAACAGCAUAGAAGUAGCUGUUACAUGAUGGCAAGUGAUAAUGGGGUGUGUUCUUACCUGCUUAGGGUUAGUAGGGCUUAGGGAUGGUGGAAGGUACUGUAUGUAGUAAAACACCAGUGUAUAUGGUAAAUCAGUCGCCACUUUGAGGUUUGGCAGAUGUGCUCACUUCAUCAUCAGUCUGUAGGUUGGAGACAUCCAUUUCAUUUUCUGUGCAUUGUGUUCACUGUGAGCAGCCAGAGGGAAUAUAAACUGAGCCUGACUGAUGUUGUGUCGGUCCCUUGGUGAGCGACAACUGUGAGAUAAAGGCUUGCACUUCACAGGUCAGAGAUUUGCACUAAGCAUAUACACUAUUUCUAUCAUAAUAAUAACUCCUGUACUUGUAGUGCAGACACUUAUAUUUUUUGUUGUUGUCAGCCAGCAUAUUUAUUAUUAGAUCUCUUGCCCUAUGGAGUCUCUUGCAAAGUAUCAUACAUUUUUAUUCUAUGGAAUAGAAAUCCUAUGUGUAAUGAGGCCUAAGGUUUACUCCAGGGCAGAGCUAUUACCUAAAUACAGACACAAAAAUCCUGUAUAGAAAAUAAUAACACCAGGGCUUUCAGUGCUACUUAUGUCAAUCAGGUAGACACAUUUCUACGUGUUUACAUACAUACAUACAUAUAUAGAGAUAUAGAUAUAUACAUAUACACACUAUCACACGGCCUUCCAUAUCUACGGCUCCUGUUUAAAAGUUAAGGUCCAAGGCCACCUUUCCAUGCUCUGGUCCUGCAUUCCCAGAAAGCAGAAUGCACUUCCAUCUCAUCCCACAAUUUCUUUACCUUUCCAUAUUCUUGUCUUCUCUCUUUGGAGCUAUAUGUCAGCCCCAUCAAUCAAAAAAAAAAAAAAAGAUUUCUGCCAACUUUCUAAGUGUACAGUUUUGUAUUAUAAACCUUUUGGAAGUUAUUAAUUUAAAAAAAA